AUGGGGUUAAAGCAAUCCAAAGAAGAACGUUUGUAUAAAGAAGCAAGUUAUGGCAACAUUCAGUCCAUCAAGUUUCUUCAUUCUAGAGGUGCUGGACUUGAGUGGAUAGAUAAGGACGGAAAGACCCCUCUGAUGUUGGCUUCCAUGGAUCCAAAGGUAUAUGAUGUUGCAAAGACGUUGAUCGAAUUGGGUGCUAAUGUGAAUGCCUAUCGUUCAGGUCGUCAUGCUGGAACUCCUCUGCAUCAUGCUGCAAAAAGAGGGCUACUAGAAAUGGUUAAGCUGCUACUUUCAAGUGGUGCUGAUGUGUUGGUGAUCAAUGAUGACGGUCUAAGUGCACUUGAUGUUGCCAGAGUCAAUGGAUAUAGCAAUGUUGUUCGUGCCAUCGAGGAACAUAGCUGUUUUUUUUCUGGUUGGUUGCUAGAGCUUCAUGAGUCAGUUUCUCAAGAAGUGUGGGUAGUUAUACUGCCAUCUGCAACUCGUAAACUUGCAAGGACUUUCAAGUUGGAACUCGCUAUAUAUCCUGGUUUACAGUUUGCUAAACCUCGCACGAUUAUAGAACUUUGGAACGCAAACAUGGAUGAGCGGAACUUUGAUCAGGCUGAUCCUGCAGUGGUCUUUUCUAGUUCUGACAAGUCACUUACAAAACUUGGACCAGUUAACGAAAGUGGAAAGAAGCAAUUUCAGAGGUUUUGCAAUGCUUGCAAAGGAAUUCUUCAGACAACACCAGCAGACCAUGAGUUAACCUCAGCCGUCAACAAAAUCGUACCAUCAGCUCCCCCGUUGCCAGACAUGAUGGAUUUUUCAUCAUUAUGUGUUAUAUGCCUGGAUGCACCAGUUGAAGGAGCUUGCAUCCCAUGUGGUCACAUGGCUGGAUGCAUGUCCUGUUUGAAUGAAAUCAAAAGCAAGAAGUGGGAUUGCCCUGCUUGUCGUGCCAAGAUAAAUCAAGUUGUACGACUUUAUGCUGUAUAAGGGUGAUGCCUUAUCUGAUUUACUGACUAUGUGUAUAUAUUAUUAGCCUAAAAUGGGAGAAGUUGGAAAAUUUGAAGCCGAUCAACU
Molecule: messenger RNA, 1056 nt
Organism: Erigeron canadensis
Lineage: Eukaryota; Viridiplantae; Streptophyta; Magnoliopsida; Asterales; Asteraceae
Product: putative E3 ubiquitin-protein ligase XBAT35
Exons: 10
Coding region: 1-969 (322 amino acids)
Molecular function (GO): protein binding
Source: RefSeq, a predicted model, not a curated record